UUCGCCAAAUCAUUUUGGGCAUAAUGAAUUUUUUCAUUUGGUUUUUUAUUGUGGCUAUUCUUCCAAGCGCUUAUUCGCGAACUCAACACCACAAGGAAAUAAAUAAAAGCGGUAAAGAAGAAAAUGAGACUUUAUCGAUAGGAACUAAGGAGGAUAAAUCAUUAGUAUCAGGAGCAAAGGUAGAAGAAACCGUGUCCCUACCUUUAAAAGCUAUAGGGAAGAAAGAAUUUAAAGUAGCAGGUAAAGGGACGGUGCGCAUUGACUCGAAUUCACUCGAUUUGGAAAUGUUGGGGACCCGUUUGAAAAUCGCCGGAGUCGGAAAACUCAGUUACGACGGAAAAUUUCGGUUCAAUCUACCGGACCAAAUAAAAAAUGUUAACAUAAACGUAGACAAAUUGCUGCCGUCGAUCGUCGGCGCUCAUUAAAUUUCGUCUUAUCAUGUUAUUAAUUUGAAAUAAAGUUAAAUGGUAUCUCGAAAAA
Phyllotreta striolata is the source of this 480-nucleotide messenger RNA. The record is from the annotation of a GenBank genome assembly. NCBI's taxonomy places the organism in Eukaryota, Metazoa, Arthropoda, Insecta, Coleoptera, Chrysomelidae.